Messenger RNA from Boeremia exigua, 884 nucleotides. RefSeq lists its product as uncharacterized. The transcript has a single exon. Bases 14 to 607 code for a protein of 197 amino acids. The record is from RefSeq and is a predicted model, not a curated record. NCBI's taxonomy places the organism in Eukaryota, Fungi, Ascomycota, Dothideomycetes, Pleosporales, Didymellaceae. Gene Ontology annotation, molecular function: nucleic acid binding; RNA-DNA hybrid ribonuclease activity.
CCUUUCCCAAAUCAUGGAAACUCUUGAGCGCGGUUUCGUUGUCGAUCCCGACUUUGUAUUGCCAGAAGGUGUCAAUCUCGUUCUUGGUGGCCAACAUAUCCAAAUUGCAUAUCCACCUCUUGAUCCGGCGUCAAAUUUUACGCGGUUCCUUCCUCCAGAUGCCACCGACACCCCUGAAACUCUGUUUGUGCCCAGCUUCAGUGGAUGCACGAUUCCAGCCCCACGUUUCAUUCGCCAAUCGAACAAAUCCGAGUUCCUCAUCUACACAGAUGGCGCCUGUAAUGAGAACGGAAACAAAGAUGCUAGAGGAGGUUGUGCCUUUGUCUAUAGUCCUGAGACAUCUCCCUCAACAAUUCCGUCAAAAACCUCAUCUGGGCAUUCUACUAUUUCUAUGAAACUCCAUGAACUGGGUGCUGCCGGAUUUCGACUCGAGACCCGCGGUCCUACUGGAGAAGCCGCAUCUCAGACCAGUAACCGUGCCGAGCUCCGUGCCGUUAUCGGUGCUCUUGGAUUUCGGCUGUGGAACAACGAGGGAUUCCAACGCCUUGUGGUUGCAACAGACUCGACUUACGUAGUUGACGGAUCUACAGAAUGGAUGAAGAAAUGACAGCGCAAUGGAUGGCAGACAGCAACAAAGAACCCGGUAAAGAACCAGGACCUUUGGAAAGAGCUUUUGAAAGAACUCGAAAGAUGGAGUAAAGCAUGAUUUGAAGUACAGUUUUGGCUCAUCCCAAGAACGCUUAAUACAACAGCAGACAGACUGGCGAAGGAAGCUACAGCGCUUGCUGACCAAGAGGAUUGGCAAAAGAUCCAGGGUGUAUUGUGCUGAUUUAAUAUGAGAGCUAGUGUCAGCUUGGUUAUUAUCAUGGCGGAAUCUAACAAUU